GAAACUCAUCGGUUUCAAAAUGUCAUCAGUCAAACGCUUGGUUUAUGCAGUGAUUCAUUUCUUGAGAGAGCAGAGUCAGAUGGACACUUUCACUCCAGAUGAACAAGAAAGCUUGGAAGUUGCAAUUCAGUGUCUGGAGACUGUGUUUAAGAUUAACCUGGAAGAUACUCAUCUUGCACCUCCACAGCAUUUGGUAGAAAUGUUUACAAAUUCUUUUCACAAGAAUGACAUGCUGCCUCUCUCAGAUUCUUUACCAGAGGAUGUUGAAAAGGCUGACCAACUGAAAGAUGAAGGUAAUAAUCAUAUGAAAGAAGAAAAUGAUGCUGCUGCAGUGGAUUGUUAUACGAGGGCUAUAGAACUGGAUCCAAACAAUGCAGUCUAUUACUGCAACAGGGCUGCUGCUCAAAGUAAGCUCAACAACUACAGUGAAGCAAUAAAGGAUUGUGAGAGAGCCAUAGCAAUAGAUCCAAAGUACAGCAAAGCGUAUGGGAGAAUGGGGUUGGCUCUGACCUCAGUAAAUAAAUAUGAAGAAGCAGUUACCAGUUACCAAAAAGCACUGGAUCUUGAUCCAGAGAAUGACUCUUACAAGUCAAAUUUGAAAAUAGCAGAACAGAAACUGAGAGACAUGUCCAGUCCUACUGGAACUGGACUGAGUUUUGACAUGGCAAGCUUGAUAAACAAUCCUGCUUUCAUUAGUAUGGCAGCAAGCUUAAUGCAGAAUCCUCAAGUUCAACAACUAAUGUCCGGGAUGAUGUCAAAUGCCAUUGGUGGCCCUGCUGCGGGUGUUGGUGGCCUGUCGGAUUUGUCCAGCCUGAUCCAUGCGGGGCAGCAGUUUGCACAACAGAUACAACAGCAGAAUCCAGAGCUCAUAGAGCAACUGAGAAACCAUGUCCGGAGCAGAUCUUUCAGUAGCAGCACUGAAGAGCAUUCCUGACUUACAGAAGGCAAGUGAAUUGUUAUGGUAUACCACCCCAAAAUACAUACCAUAGUUAGUAGCAAAAGCACCAUUGUAACUCUUCUGCUUGAAUAGAAGACAGAAAAUUCUUUGUGCGUGUUUGCAAACAGGAAUAAAUCUGUUAAACAGAUCUAUUGCACAUAACUUGGAACAUAUUGUUUAUGUAUAGUUACUCCUCUGAAAAUUAAUACAGUAAAUAGGUGGUUUAUUAAAAUCCCUAAGUACAAGUCCUUUUCAGUAUGUGCAUUAGAUUGACCUUCAGGGCUAUUGAA
Molecule: messenger RNA, 1227 nt
Organism: Opisthocomus hoazin
Lineage: Eukaryota; Metazoa; Chordata; Aves; Opisthocomiformes; Opisthocomidae
Source: RefSeq, a predicted model, not a curated record